CCUCCCUAGACCAACCCCUGGGAGGAGACUGUGGGUUCGCCCUCCCCUUACCGUUUAAGCCUUCCCUCCUCCUAGCGGUUCCCCUCCUCAAGGCACCACGGCUUCUCUUCCUCAGCUCAGCGACAGGGGCUCCCCCUCGGCCGCUGCCGCCGCCGCCAGCCAAGCUACACCGCGUCCGCGGCCCGCGGCCGCAAUGCAGUUUAUGUUGCUUUUUAGUCGUCAGGGAAAGCUUCGACUGCAGAAAUGGUAUGUCCCAUUGUCAGACAAAGAGAAGAAAAAGAUCACAAGAGAACUUGUUCAAACCGUUUUAGCAAGGAAACCUAAAAUGUGCAGCUUUCUUGAGUGGCGAGAUCUGAAGAUUGUUUACAAAAGAUAUGCUAGUCUGUAUUUUUGCUGUGCUAUUGAGGAUCAGGACAAUGAACUAAUUACCCUGGAAAUAAUUCAUCGUUAUGUGGAAUUACUUGACAAGUAUUUUGGCAGUGUGUGUGAACUUGAUAUCAUCUUUAAUUUUGAGAAGGCCUAUUUUAUUUUGGAUGAAUUUCUUUUGGGAGGGGAAGUUCAGGAAACAUCCAAGAAAAAUGUCCUUAAAGCAAUUGAACAGGCCGAUCUGCUGCAGGAGAGCCAGAAUGAAGAAUGGGGAGGUUUGUCUGAGGAUAUCUUAUGAUAAAGAGCAGUCUAAGGCUUUAGUCCCUUUGACCCCCAACCUAUUAUUGGAAGCUGAAACCCCACGUAGUGUUCUUGAAGAAAUUGGACUGACAUAACUCUCCUCCCUUGUUGCUGACUUCCUGUGGCAUUUCACACACUGUAGAUGGUCACUGCCUUCAUGUCCAUGUUAGCUAAUGGUGUAAGAUGUCUUGUCAGCAUUACUGUUUCGCUAAGCUGCUUCAUUUAGGCCUGCGCAAUUUUUUUAAAGGGAAGUUUAGUUAAUCAAGUGAUAAGGGACUUCAUAUAAAUAUGAAUUUGAAAGAUAAAGAUAUGUAUUCUGGAUAUUUUAAAAGUUUACAGGUCCGUUUCUCAUGAUUAUGUGCAUUAUAUGAAAAUGACACAUCUGUAUACAUGUAUAUCAAACAGUUUAACAAUACGCAUUUAUUAACUGUAUUUGACAAAGGACACAAAUGGACACAAAUUACAAUGUGAAACUUGGUUUUAUGAAACCAAAGACUAAUGCAGCAUUUUAUUUUAUAUAAUACAAAUAAAGGGAAUUAACAUGUCACAUAUAAAAUGAAAAUUUAAGUUAAAACCAAAACACACACAAAAAAACAAAUUUAUACCUUAUUGGACUCUACAUACUUUAAAAUAAAGGGAAUACACACUAUUUUAGAUGACUAAAUUGGAUUGAUGCUGUUUUACACUAGAAUUAUUUCCUAAACAUUCUGAGUGAAUGGGACAAGGAACAAAGAUUGCUUCAUGUUAGUGAGCACAUAAUUUUUAAGGCCAAGGCACAUUUGACUGCUAAGAUGAAUUUUUGUGGUCCUAAUCAUUUAGUUACUUGUUUGGAUUGCUUCUGAUACCCCAAAUAAAGCGGGAAUGUAAAUUUACCACAAAUUCUCCAUAACAAUAUCUUACAGAAACACCGCUUUCUUCAGUGUUGCAGAAAGUCAUUGUUUAAAGCACGAAUAUUCCUUCUAGAGUGCUUGUUAAAGCCAAAUUUAUUUUGCUUCCCUAUUGCUUCUUUCCAAUUAGAAGUGCUGCACACUUCACAGCAACUUCCUUUCCUCUCAUAGCACUGCCUAGUUAUCAGAAAUCUUACAAAACAUUGAAAAAAGAUACAUUUCAUAUAAGGUGAAAAUUGAAUGAAGUAAAAUGGCAUUAGGUGGCCCUAUAUUUUUAAAAGUUAUGUAAUUGUUCAGCAUCACUUUUAUACAUCAUUAUACAUAUCUAAAUAUUGUGUUUAUGGUUUAUACUUUCAUUUGUAUAUGCUCGGCUGGAUUAAGCUUUGUUGUGAUUGUGACCAACAUUCAGGCCUCGUGAGCACUGUCUUAUCACAUCGCCAAUUAGUUGUAAUAAAGUUCAAACUACAAA
Messenger RNA from Cavia porcellus (domestic guinea pig), 2022 nucleotides. It is a transcript of the gene Ap1s2, whose product is annotated as adaptor related protein complex 1 subunit sigma 2. NCBI's taxonomy places the organism in Eukaryota, Metazoa, Chordata, Mammalia, Rodentia, Caviidae. The transcript is spliced from 6 exons. Gene Ontology annotation, biological process: intracellular protein transport; vesicle-mediated transport. Bases 194 to 664 code for a protein of 156 amino acids. The record is from RefSeq and is a predicted model, not a curated record. Gene Ontology annotation, cellular component: intracellular membrane-bounded organelle; membrane coat; AP-1 adaptor complex. Gene Ontology annotation, molecular function: clathrin-cargo adaptor activity.